Messenger RNA from Sphenostylis stenocarpa, 357 nucleotides. NCBI's taxonomy places the organism in Eukaryota, Viridiplantae, Streptophyta, Magnoliopsida, Fabales, Fabaceae. The record is from the annotation of a GenBank genome assembly.
AUGGUACGGCCAAAAGUAUACGCGGCAAAUCGGAAGGCUUUCGGCGCAACAAGACACGCCGCCAGUCUCGGUGCACCGAGCCAGCCGUCUCGGUCUCCAGACGAAGCGAGACCGCCGUUUGGACCAACCGAGACCGCCGUCUCGUUUUCGCCGAGCAACGAGACCGCCGUCUCGUUGCACCGGACCAGCCGUCUCGUCCUGGAGGAGAAACGAGACCGCCGUCUCGUCCACCCGGACGGCGGUCUCGAUCCGGAAAUUUUCCCUAUAUAUAGGGGCGCGACUUUGGGCUUCCUCACAACUCCCCUUGCCUCCGGAACCUCCUCUCCCUCAACUCCUGCACUCCCAAGCUCCCUCUAG